AUGACGACGGCCACUUUCAAAUACAUUGAUCCCACCUCCUAUGUCGACAGCGAUGUCCCUUUUGUGAAGCCUUGGUCCAAGGUCGAUGAUGCAGCCCUGUCCUUCAAACUCGCUGAAUACAAGCGGUCCGUGGAAGACCUGCGCGGGCAGGAAGCCAAGUUCUCCGUGGAUACCUCAGGCUUUGCAGUCUACAAGCAUCCUGCCCACGAGAGACGCUUCACCGAAGACGUCGCAAUCCGCGAAGGAUAUUAUGGCGAAGUGGAGACAUUGCUCCGAGAGAAACUUCCAGGCGUGAAAAAGGUGGUCAUAUUCGAUCAUACAAUCAGACGAAGAGAUAAAACGUCGCCUCGUCAGCCUGUUCAGCAAGUGCAUGUUGAUCAGACGCCACGCGCGGCCGAGGCAAGAGUGCGAAGACACCUACCUCCAGACGAAGCAGAAGAGCUUUUGAAAGGACGCUACGAGAUCAUUAAUGUGUGGCGACCCAUCGAAAACCCCGCCUCGGAUUUUCCUCUCGCCGUGAUCGACUGGCGGACCGUCUCACCUUCUGAUUUCGUGAAAGUCGAUCUGUUAUACCCGAAACGAGAUGCUGUAAACGGUGUGCUCGACGACGACGAUCGGGGAAAGGAGGCUCUCGCGGACCCAGACUCGGCUGAUUCCACCGCCAGCUAUGAGAUCAAGGGCGAGACGUACGUCAUUGCGCCAAAUGAGCACCACAAAUUCUUUUACCAGAAGGACAUGACACCGGACGAAGUCAUGUUUAUCAAGUGUUUUGACUCUGCCAGCCAGGUGAAUCCUGGUGGCAAGCCUGGUUUGGCGGAUUGCACGCCACAUACUGCAUUUGUGGACCCUCAGACGCCUGCGAAUGCUCCUGGGCGGCAAAGCAUUGAGGUACGAUGUCUAGUGUUUUACGACUGA
Messenger RNA from Capronia epimyces CBS 606.96, 915 nucleotides. RefSeq lists its product as uncharacterized. Lineage: Eukaryota; Fungi; Ascomycota; Eurotiomycetes; Chaetothyriales; Herpotrichiellaceae. The transcript has a single exon. Bases 1 to 915 code for a protein of 304 amino acids. The record is from RefSeq and is a predicted model, not a curated record. Gene Ontology annotation, molecular function: oxidoreductase activity.